Molecule: messenger RNA, 5003 nt
Organism: Varanus komodoensis (Komodo dragon)
Lineage: Eukaryota; Metazoa; Chordata; Lepidosauria; Squamata; Varanidae
Gene: TBC1D22A
Product: TBC1 domain family member 22A
Exons: 13
Coding region: 208-1758 (516 amino acids)
Biological process (GO): activation of GTPase activity
Molecular function (GO): GTPase activator activity
Source: RefSeq, a predicted model, not a curated record
UUGUUGCGCGGUGCCAAGAUGGCAGCGCGCUGCUCUUUGACAGGAGGGGAGAGAGUCGGGAUGGAAUAAGUUCCGAAGAGCCUGGCCUUGGAGGGGGACGAGCGGGGCCUGUCCUGCUUGCGGCGUCGGCCACAUCCUGUGCCCGUCGUGUCUGAGGCUCCUGCGGCCCCUGCUUUGGAGAGGGAGGAGCUAUGAGGUGAUGGGAAGAUGGCGAGCGACGGAGGUAGGAAGCAGUUUUGGAAGCGGAACGUCUCCCGGGUCCCGGGCAGUAUUCAACAUGUUUAUGGAGCUCAGCAUCCUCCUUUUGAUCCACUGUUGCAUGGAACCUUGAAACCAGCGGCCAAGCCACCAACAACUCCAGUGAAACUGAAGAAAGUCAGCACGUUUCAAGAAUUUGAAAGCAACACAAGUGAUGCCUGGGAUGUUGGGGAUGAUGAUGAUGAACUCUUAGCAAUGGCUACAGAAAGCCUUAACACUGAAGUAGUCAUGGAAACAGCUAAUAGAGUAAUUCAGAAUCACAGUAAACUACAAGAACAGCACAAAUUGCAGGAGGAACAUGUGGAAAAAGAACCACAGCAGCUUUCAGACCUGGCUUCAGUUGCAUGUGGAGACAACAGGCUGGUUAAAUCUGUCAGUGAAAGUAACACAUCAAGUUCUGCAGAUAAUGCUAAUGAAAGUGCUUCUGUGCCAAGAUCUCAGUCCCUUCCACAAGCCUCAACAGUUGCUCUGGUGAGUGGUGUGACCGACCACAAUACCUCAGGCGCUCCUGUACUAUCUGAGAGGGAAGCAUCAAGAUUAGAUAAAUUCAGGCAGCUUCUUACUGUCCCAAACACAAACCUUGAAGAACUACGGAAGCUGAGUUGGUCAGGAAUUCCAAAACCAGUACGGCCAAUUACAUGGAAACUUCUUUCAGGUUACCUUCCUGGAAAUGUAGAUCGAAGAGAAGGCACUCUACAAAGAAAACGAAAAGAGUACUUUGCCUUUGUUGAACAAUAUUAUGACUCGAGAAAUGAAGAAACGCAUCAGGAUACAUACAGACAGAUUCAUAUAGAUAUUCCUCGUAUGAGUCCAGAAGCUUUAAUUCUUCAACCCAAAGUAACAGAGAUCUUUGAAAGAAUUUUGUUCAUCUGGGCAAUACGUCAUCCAGCCAGUGGAUAUGUUCAGGGCAUCAAUGACCUUGUUACUCCUUUUUUUGUUGUCUUCACUUGUGAAUAUAUUGAAGAAGAAGAAGUGGAAAAUUUUGAUGUUUCCAGUCUGCCUGCUGAAGUACUGCAGAACAUUGAAGCUGACAGUUUCUGGUGCAUGAGCAAACUGCUUGAUGGUAUUCAGGAUAACUACACCUUUGCUCAGCCAGGUAUACAGAAGAAAGUGAAAAUGUUAGAAGAGCUUGUUAGCCGGAUUGAUGAACAAAUACACAGACACUUAGAGCAACAUGAUGUGAAAUACCUUCAGUUUGCUUUCCGCUGGAUGAAUAACUUGUUGAUGAGAGAAGUUCCCCUGCGGUGCACCAUAAGGCUUUGGGACACAUACCAGUCUGAACCAGAGGGGUUUUCUCACUUCCAUUUAUAUGUCUGUGCUGCCUUCCUUGUCAGAUGGAAGAAAGAGAUCCUAGAGGAAAAAGACUUCCAAGAACUACUAAUCUUUUUACAGAACUUGCCUACAAUGCACUGGGGAAAUGAAGAUAUCAGUGUUCUCCUUGCAGAAGCCUACAGACUGAAGUUUGCAUUUGCAGAUGCUCCCAACCAUUACAAGAGAUGAAAGAACAAGGAACUGUCUGGUUGUUGUGGCAGGGUAUCAUUUUGUUUAUGCUGGUUGUGCUAGGACAGUUACCCAAUUCUGAAUUUCUGUGAAGUGUUCCCUUUCAGUUCAACAAGAAGUUAUGCGAUUAGUGGAUUACCAAAGAAAUAGACUGCACAGGAUAUUGUGAAGACCACAUGGAGUUGAAGUGUCCAUUCAUGCCCAGCACCCACUGAAAAGAUGCAGAUGCAAUUUCUUUUUCGUAUUGUUUCCUUUUUCCUUUAGUAUAUAAGUUCUAUGUAAGAAGAAAAGGUUUUAUGCUCAUUGGUACCUAGGUGAUUAUGUUUGUUACUUUCAUGGAAGGAUUUCUGGUGUCUGAUGUGCUUAUGAGAUAAUGGGAGUAAUCAAUCUUGCAUUAAAAUACAUGGACAAAUGAAUCAGGUGGUAAGGUCACAUUGGGAUAUUAUGGGCUUGUUUUUAUUUUAUUUUAUUUUAUUUUAUUUUAGACACACAAAAUAUUUAAAUGCCUUUAACAUUGUGUUUGCUUACACAGUAAAACCCAAUAACAGAAUAUUUAAUGGAACAUGACAAUUGGAACUUGAAGAGAAUGCCACAUACACGAUCACGAGAGAUUUCCAUAUACUAUACAUGGUGGCAUACACAUAACAUUUAAUAAAAUUCACUUUAAAGUUUCUGAAAUAUAUUACUAGAACUUCAGUAAUAGUUUGUUUUCUUCCAUAAUGUAAUGCUUUAAAGCUAUCAAACAUUUUUUGGUAUAUAGAAUUUUUAUCUUCAAGGGUUUUUUCCCCCUGAUCAGAAUCUUGGUUUGCAGUCAAGAAUAUAUUUUAAUGUUAUUGCCUUACCUUCAUUUUCUAACAUAAUAGGAACACUUGCCAGAAAAGUAGUGUACACAUCUCAUACCUUUUGUUCUCAGCACCAGCAGAUGUGUGCUAUUUUGAGAGAAGCACCAAAGAAGUCAGUUACUGGAUGGCCAAUAGCCAUGAUCCCACUCAUCUCUUUGGAACAGAAUCUUGGAUUUUGCACUGUGUGGGCAGGGGGUGGAAAGUUGAACUGGUGAAGACUCCUCAUUGGCAGGACCAGUCUGCUCUCUUUGCUGACCCACUUGGUUAACUGGUUAAAACUUCAGCCAUUUGUAUAUAUCAAAAAAUGAGUGUGUCAGCUUAUCUCACACUUUGCAGAAGGAUUGGCCAGCAUAAAAUAGAAAUGCAGUGAGAAUUUUGUACAAAUAGGUCUGAGAAGCUCAUCUCAUUUUAAAAACUGCCAGCCGCAAUGGAACAGACUUUUGUUACUUCUAAGUUACUUCCAGUGCUUCAUAGAAGGCUUUACUAAAUGGAAGGGGCAGUUUAUUCAACAUAGAAGAGUUAAGUGGUAAAAGCCUUUCUUGUGCUUUACCACUUCAAGCUAAGUGGGGUACCGAGUAUUUGACUGUUCCACAGGUAAAAAUUGCCUGCACAGUAACUCCUACUAUGCUUAGAGAGGGUUGUUGGAGGAGCAUCCUGUGAUGGCACCAUGCAUCAAUUGGAGCAGGCACCAUCUGUGAAAAGCUUUUUAGCAUUCAAGUCUGCAGACUAGAUCAAUUUGUCCAUAAGUUAACCUAUACUAUAAAUGAAAUCUUAUUUUCAGGAGCUGUUCAAGUGUGCCUUUAACUCUUUUUUAUGCCUUCCAGCUUGGUUAUACAUGUUAACUUGCUGCUUGCCAUAUGUAAAGAUGCCUGAAUAUACAAGCACUACAGGCAGUAGAGCUGUUUAUCUGCCACACCAUCCCCAAAUUUAUCUUGAAGUUUUGACUUCAAAACUUAAGAUGCAUGUUUCUAAAAGGCUACAAAGAUUUCUAAUGUUCCCUUUUCUUAAGGUAUUCUAAUUAGCAGGUGAUUUGCAAGUGUAGUAUUUAAUCUCACAUUUGUAUUCUUUUGGGACAUUUGACUGUAAAACACAGUACAGUCCUAGUUUGAAUUCCUCAUUUUCCAACACAGUUUUUCAAUAAGUUUACUGAACUAAAGUAGAAUUGCCCUGUUACUUUCACAACAGAGGGCAUUGCGAUAGAUAAAUUAUUAUAACUACUAAUGUAACAGAGUUUAUAUUCUGUGGUGUGGCUCAGCAUGUCUUAAGGUCAUAGGUAUGUGUAUGUCUUUCUCAAACAUUGGAAAACUUCUAAUUUUAAGUUCUGUAUAUGAUUUCUCUGUAACUUAUCAGUUAUGUUUACAGUGUCAUAUUGUGCCUAACAAAAUAUCUUCCAAUGACAGAACAAAGACACAGAAAGGUAAAAUCAUAUAAAACCUGCUGAUGUCAGUGAACUAGUAAGAAAAAAAUGGUAAGCUGCAAUAUGCAUGGAUAUGUGAAUUUAUUUUUAAUUACCUUAUUAGCAUAGGAAUUUCAAUUAUGAAAGAUUUGGUCAAGAGGAAUUUGCUGUGUUAGAUGCUACUUGAAAAAAAUAUGAAUAUCUAAAACACACACAUUCCUUUGUAAGCUCUGUUUCAGUUGGAAUUGCAUCUUCCAAGAUCUGUUAAGAUCUGCAUUGCUUCCCUUUAAAAAUUAAGUACUGUAUCAUGCAGCAAAAAAAGAAACCAGAUGGAUGAGAAUAAAAGCUUGAACAUAUCAGUAGAUAAGGGUGGAAACUUUCCUAAAUGGAUAGCUUGCAUUCUUAUUUCAUAAAAAUAGGGUCUUUUACCAUUGUUAGUGCAAUUUCUUGCAUACUCUCUAUUAUUAUAAGUUCUUUACAUAACUUUCUCUUAAAAUGGAAUUAUACUUGGUUUUUGAUAAUUGUUUGUAUCUCAGGUAAAGUGCCAUCCCAAGCAAAUAUUCCAUAAGGAAAUGUUUCUGCCAUUUUUACUCCCCUUCAUUACAGCUAGAAAAAAAAAAUUAAAUGGGUACCUAAUACAGAUAUUCUUACAUUAUUUUUUUCUGUAUAGAAAAGAUAUCAGGACAUCACAUCAUUUAACCCUAUUUUUGUUCAUAGAGUUUCUAGGGAAGUCCUCAAAGCACUGCUGUCAUACAUGCAAUAUGAAUUAAUGAAAGAACUGUACAGUGCAGAUAACCAAUUUAUAUCUAUUGUAUACGUUUAGAAAUGUAAAUAGUGAGCAAUGUAUUAAAGUGUAAAUAGAAUAUGAAGAAAGACUAUAACUAUCUUACAAUCAUCUGUACAUCUUUACUAUAACAAAAUAGUUGCACUAGUCUAUAAUUUCAUAUGGAAAAGCUCAUAGAUUUGUAUUUAACUUGAGAACUCGACAAUAAAAGGCAAGUACCCAA